Messenger RNA from Capra hircus (goat), 3306 nucleotides. It is a transcript of the gene USB1, whose product is annotated as U6 snRNA biogenesis phosphodiesterase 1. Gene Ontology annotation, molecular function: 3'-5'-RNA exonuclease activity. Gene Ontology annotation, biological process: U6 snRNA 3'-end processing. Gene Ontology annotation, cellular component: nucleus. NCBI's taxonomy places the organism in Eukaryota, Metazoa, Chordata, Mammalia, Artiodactyla, Bovidae. The record is from RefSeq and is a predicted model, not a curated record. The coding region runs from base 565 to 1257 and encodes 230 amino acids. The transcript is spliced from 8 exons.
GGACAGCCGGACGCUCUGGGUGGCUCUUCGGUCGCUCGGCCGGCACGUCUCAGCUGACCCAGGAAGGGCGCUCUGCUUCCGACCACUCUACUCGGCCUUCGGGGAGCGAGUUCCCAGGGCCCAGCCCACGGCCCGACCCCUGAGCCUGAGAGGAGAGCCCUCCUAGACCCUCUGAUCUUCUGGAACGGACCCGCCUCUGACUGUUCAGCUCGCUCUUAGGGAAGGGGGCCCCCCGGAGCUCGGACUUUGGGCGGGGCUUGGGGAAGGGGCCCCGGGACCUCUAAUUCCUGUCCGGACGACUAGGGCAAGGAUCUCCGCUGGCUCUAGGGCUCUGACCUCUGACCCAGGGACCAUCGGCUGCCGGGAGGUCCCGAGUUGCUGCAGACUGAGCAGCGGACAGAGAGAGGUCAGGACUCAGAGCGAUCUCUGAAAUGGGCACACGGAGGAUGGCCGUGCCAGGAGGCUCCCAGCGGUCAAAGCGAGGCGAGCGGGCACGCAGCGUGGCCUGGGGGCCAGAGCCCGCUUCCCGGCCAGAGGUUGCCAGUACCCGACAGUGUGCUGCGCAUGUUUGCCGGCACUGAGGAGGGGCCUGUGGAUGACAGUGCACAACAUGGGGGCCGGGUGCGCACCUUUCCCCAUGAGCGUGGCAACUGGGCCUCCCACGUCUACGUGCCUUACGAAGCCGGGGAGGAGUUCCUGGACCUGCUUGACGCACUGCUGUGCCACGCACAGACAUACGUCCCCCGGCUGGUGAGGAUGGAAACCUUCCACCUCAGCCUGUCCCAGAGCGUGGUUCUGCGCCACCACUGGAUCCUCCCCUUCGUGCAGGCUCUGAAAGACCGAGUGGCCUCCUUCCAGAGAUUCUGCUUUACUGCCGACCAGAUAAAGAUUUACACCAAUCAAGAGAAAACCAGGACCUUUGUUGGGCUCGAGGUCACCUCAGGGCACGCCCACUUCCUGGACCUGGUUGCAGAGGUAGACAGGGUCAUGGAGGAGUUUGACCUCAGCACUUUCUACCAGGACCCCUCCUUCCACAUCAGCCUGGCCUGGUGCGUGGGUGAUGCGCGUCUCCAGAUGGAAGGGCCGUGCCUGCAGGAACUACAGGGAAUCGUGGAUGAGUUUGAAGACUCCGAGAUGCUGCUGCGUGCAUAUGCCGAGCAGAUCCGCUGCAAGUCUGGGAACAAAUUCUUCUCGAUGCCUUUGAACCUGCUUCAUGGUGGGAAUGUACUCUUGGGAGUCUCCGUUAUGACCUCGUAAGGUGGCCAUGAGAAGCCUUGACGAUGCAUCAGUACAGGGUGCAGGCACCUGGCCUGCCAGGCCUGCUUGCCAGAGGGGGGCACCUGGACCAAGGCAUAAGCACAGACAUCUAGACACGAUCCUGCUGCGACACUUCCGGAAUCCUUUCUAGAACCCUCUCAUCUUUUCCUCCCAGGAACCCCCUGGAGAGUAAACCAGGUAGGAGUGACUAUUCUGCUUUUCCAGAAAAGCAGGUUCCAUGAAUUGCCUGGGGUCACAUGAGAAGUCAGACGAGGCCCUAACCUCAGUGCUGUCCUUUGCAGCCUGCCAGGCCCACUCUCCCUGCUCCAGCCCAGACCACCCUCUUUCCCCUGGGAAGGAUGUAGGGCCUGUGGUUCUGGUUCCCACUCUCCUUCCUGCACCUCUGAAUCUCCCUCCUGGCCUCUUCGUGAGGCCAGCUUCCAAUCUCCAGCCUGGAGAGACCCAGGAAAUCACAUUCUGUGCCUUCUUCCCCAAGCCCUCUGCAUGGAGCUGCUGAUUCAACCAGGAUUGGCCAGUCAGGUCUGCUGGCUUUUGAGGUCACACAGGCUGGAGAGGGAGAUGCAGGCCAGCCUUCCUGGCAAUUCCGCUGUACAGCCAGUGCUUACUGACACCUGCUCCAUGCCAGCGCCUGACCUGGGCAGCUGAGUGAAUCAGCCUCCUCCAACCCACUGGAUGCUUAUGAGGGGGUGGGGCCGACUGGGUGCAGAGAACACCCAUUCCCAUCUGGGAGAUGCAAGCAAAACCACCCAAUUUCCUGCAGGUUCCAGUUUCAGGAUAGAGACCAGCAUCUCACAAGGCGGGUAUUGAGGGCGUGGACCACCUGAUCCUCCUCAUCAGGGCCCUAAAGCCUCCGUCUCAGGCACUCCUUCUUCCUGGGAGGGCCCCCCUCAGCCCCCACCCACACCCCCCAUGUCAUGUAGCAUCACCAUUAACAAACCCAGGGGGACUGACUGACUGCCCGGCCCCCUGGGGGAGGAUGUGGUGCAAGGAUGGAAUUAGAGUGCGGCAUCUUUGAGAGAUGGGCCAAGAUCAAUAACCGGCUCUUCGAGGGAGAAUGGAGGUGGUGAUGGAGGAAGCAGGAGAUUCACCGAGGGGGAGGGGCGGCGGGCGGCAGGGCUUGGCGGGCGCCCAGACCCUGAGUGCGCCGCUGGAGAGGCUGCGAUCGGGCGCCGCGCUGACAGUGCAGAAGCAGCUGGGGCUCUUCCAUAAGAGGAGAUGUGUUCAGGAGACAGGAGGCGAGACCAGAGCCAGCUGGGGUCCACCCCUCGGCAGGCCGGCUCGGAAUAAAGACACGCUCUCGAGGGGGGUUUUAUCACACCAGGGAGGGUGCAAAAUCAACACAUCUGUCCUUAGAUGUUCCCCACAGGGCAGGGAAAUCAUCAUCUCCCGGCCUGUUUGGCCCCCUUCCACCUGGCACUCUCUUCUCUCCACACGCCUCUCCAGACCACCCCAGCUUUGUUUCCAAGGAAGAGGGAAAUUACCCCAGCUUGUUUGUUUAUUCCCAGUCUCGGUACCAGGAGCCCCAAGGGGCCCACAGCAGGACGGCCAGGGGUUGGGGGUGGGGGCUCCAGGCCUGCCUUUCCUUUACUGAAAGGAGGGAUCUUGGCCUCUACCUGAGCCAGAACCUGCCUUUUACAAAUAAGGAGGUUGACCCCAAAAGGGGAGCUCCCCCGCUCAAGAUGGCCCAGUAAAUAAAAGUUUUAAAAAGGUUGCACAGUAAAUAAAUUUGUGCUGGGCCAGAACCUCUGGCCUGGCUUUGGAUCCAGAGCUAUUUGUAUAACCUCUCACACCCCAGCAGGGUCUCAGAAUGAAACUGUGCUGUGAAAUGAGGUGUCUGGGAUUUAAUUCAAAAAGAUUCCGGGACAAAAAUGAGGGGAGGGUUAGGGGCUAGAUGAAAAGAUUGAGGCAAGAUGUGGGUAGUGUUUCAAAGCUGGGUGACUGAGAAUAGAUCGAUGUAUAUAUAUAGAACUGAGUCACUUUGCUGUACACCUGAAAUUAACAUGACACUCUUAACCAACUAUACUCCAA